Molecule: messenger RNA, 3179 nt
Organism: Didymodactylos carnosus
Lineage: Eukaryota; Metazoa; Rotifera; Eurotatoria; Philodinida; Philodinidae
Source: the annotation of a GenBank genome assembly
AUGUGGCAAUUAGUUCGCUGCAGACUCGAAAAGAGUCAUACAGUGGUUUCGCCAAAAAUGAAUGCCAAUGAUGUCCAUGAUUUGACUGAACACACGUGUCUAUCCAGUAUAAGACCAAAAUUACAUAAAGUUCGAGGAGAUUUGCAAGCAGCAUGUUAUAAUCCAUUCACACAUUGCCUUCUGUUUGCAACAGAACAAAUAUCUUUACUUAAUUUAAAAUUGAGACCUGUUCUAAAAGCCGAAAUUGUGGUAUCUCAUUAUGAACAAAUAUUAAGUAUUCUAUUUUGUAAAGAAUUUAAACAAGUCAUCUCAUGUACGGAAAGUGGUGUGGUAAGAUUAUGGGAUUUUUUAACGGGACGUCAAAUACAUGAAUUUCGAACACAUAAUGGAAAUGCUGUAACGUGUAUGACUCUGGAUAAUACGGGUAGACGGUUGAUAACAGGAAGUAGAGAUGGCAAAUGUUGUAUAUGGAACUAUCAUAAUGGACAAUGUUUGAAAACCUUACAAAAGUCAAAUUCACUUGAGAUAGCUGAUUUAACAUUUGUUCAAGUGAAUAAUAAUUGUUCGAUUAUUGCUGUUGGAUGGGAUAAACGCAUCAAUGUAUUUAAAGAUGAUCGAGAAAAAAUCAAACAAGUGUCACUGUGCGAGGAUGAAUGGGACGAUGAUAUAAUGGACGGACAUGAAGACGAUAUUUUAUGUAUUGCAAAAUCGCAAGGUGAUUUAUUUGCAACUGGUGAUUAUAGUGGUGAAAUUAUUGUAUGGAACAUGUCGUCAAAAAAAGUCUUUGCAAAAAUGCGAUCAGAAAAAUUUCCAUCAUUUGAUAACAAUGAGAAGAAAACAAAUGAUCGGUUAAUUAGUCGAAUGACAUUCAUUGACUCAAGGACAAAUCGUCGUGAUGCUGCUAACUUGAUUUCAAGCGGUCCAUAUGGAAUGAUCCAUUUUUGGUGUGUAUAUAAAAACGGUAUGUUGAUGGCAAAAUUCAAAGAAAAUAAAGCAGUAACAACAACUGUCACUCAAGUAAAACUAGAUAGCGAAUGUCGAAUGUUAUUUAGUGCUGAUUCACUAGGUAAGAUUUCAUUUCUGUAAGCUACAAUUUUGUCUUCUUUUUAAUUGCAUUAUGAAUUAUUAAACGGUAUUACUCAACCCAAGCAAGGAGGUGAAAAGAAGCCUUUGUACGUCUAUCCCAGAAAGGACGGGGUCGAUCAUUUGAUGAAAUCGACCCAUGCCUGAAUUUUAUCAACUAAUCAAAGGCUAGAUGUAGAAUGAAGAAGGGAAUGUUUCUAGGUACUUACUAGACCUUAGAACCACUCUAAGAAAAACAUUGGUCGAAUCAAGUUUGUUUCUAUUGCAUCUGAUAUAUACUAUAGAUCGUAUUUUUGGAUCUUUCUCUCUCAGUUUUACAAUUCCUCACGACUACUAUAUAUCAUUUGAAAGCUCUUUUUCUUCGCUAUAUUUCUGUAUUUCACAUAUACGUAAAUAGUCGUUUCGAGGCCAGAUGUGUUUAGAAAUAUAUCUGGCUAUGGAAAAUGACCUUCUACGUGUAAAAAAGUCUCAGAUAUUCUAUGUCAAUUUUUCUCAUCCGGCUAAUACAAUGAAUAUGCUCUUCGAUAGAGAAUUUGUCAAGGUACAAUUUGAUGUAUGUAAUACAGAGAAAAUAGUGUCCUAGGCACAGUGGGCAGCCAGGCGGACAUUUAUCGAAAAAUCGAAAGUGCGGUUUUUUAAAAUUAAAAUAGUGGUAAAUAUACUUUGAUAGAUGGGCUAUCUAAUGGCAUAAAAAAGUCUUCUUUUGAACAUGGAAUUUGCGCGUAAAAAAAGUUGAAGAAAAAAUAUCUCGUAUAUUACUAUGUAAAACCAAUUUUUUAUUGAACUGAAUUCCAUUCAAAUUUUCGAAACGUGUUAUUUGGAAUCAGGACGCUUCUGACUAUCUAUUGGUUAAAAAAGUUCGCCUCAGAUCAAGUCUUUUUAGCGAAAAACAGAUUUUUCCCAAACGUGGCGACUUUUCCGAGAGCUAUGUUCAGUGUAAUGAGUUUUCGAAAUUUUCUUAAGCUCCAAAUUCAUUGAAAAUUUCACAGAAUGUGCAUUAACAUAGCCUGAAUCUGUGGUGAUAGUAGUAUUAUGCAAUUGUUCUCCAAGACCGAGAUCUAGGUUUUCUAGAAAACAAUCGGUUUUUUAGGUAUUUCUCGGUAAGGAGACACUUUUAUUCAAAAGUAAUGUGAUAUUUGGAAUCCGCAUGAAAAACUGCAUCGAAUGAUGUAUAAUCUGUUUGUUUUACAAAAAAAGCUUUUGUCGAUAAAAAAUCAGGGCUUUCAGGAAUUUUUUGUCGAAAAACAUUUUUUUUCAAAUUUGACUUUUCUUUUUUCUAUUAAUAUCUGACACAUAAUAAGAGAAUAUUAUGCUAAAAUAAUCAUUUUGUAACUCAAAAAAUCAGAUGUCCGCCUGCUCUAGGGAAAAAUGCCAGCUGUGCUAAGGCAUCUUGACAUUAGAAAUGUUUCUGCAAAAACUGAGUCGACUAAUGUGUAUUUUGAAAUUUUUACUUGAUUUUCAUUUUUUGGUGAAAAUUUCGGUAACUUUUCAACGUGAAAAUUCGACAAAAACUAAAGUAGUCGGAUAGGAUCCACAGCUGCUUGGAAUUCUACUGUUUCCCCUUGGACUUUUUGCACGUAGGAGGUCAUUUUCCAUAGCCACAUAUAUUUCUAAACACAUCUGGCCUCGAAACGACUAUUUACGUAUAUGUGAAAUACAGAAAUAUAGCGAAGAAAAAGAGCUUUCAAAUAAUAUAUAGUAGUCGUGAGGAAUUGUAAAACUGACGAGGGAAUCGCCCGAGAUGAUACUCUCCGGUUUUCUUCGUUCAUACCUCAGUUGAUAGAGGGCAUCGAGCUGACAAAAAGCCUAAAUGGGUUUCUGAGGAGGGCUCUUGUAGACCCGUUUUUUCUGGAAAACCAGUUUUCCAGAAACUCUGAAACUAACUGAAACCUCUUCUUAAUGAGUUGUAAUUGUAGCCCGGAAAUGUCUGAUUAAAAUGAGACGUCUCCCAGCUCUACACCACCUUUCUUUGCAAAGUUAUAGAAUUUACAAAAAAAGCCUUAAAUUAAUUUCUUCGUAUUUCUGUAGCUUUGAGCUGACAAUGAACAUUCAGGGCUUUUCUUGUAAAUUCUAUAACUUUGCAAAGAAAGGUGGUG